AGGUUGUUCUUAUGCCGUGUUACGCUGAUACAAUCGUAAGAAUUAAGUACGUGAAGCAAAAUGUGAAGGAGAAUUCUGAUUUAUUGGUUGUAUGGGCUAUUGGUGCGUACCCUAUUGAACGCGAAGAUUAUGAUAUCGAAUUGGUUUUAUUUGUGCCGGUUAAUUCGAAUGAUAGAGAUUUUGAAACUCAAGCUAUUUUUAAGAAAGAUAAUUUCUUUUCUGUUGGAGGCAAGAUUGUGCCUGGGUACUAUAAUGGAAAUAAGAGAGCGAAGAUGACAGUUUCAUCGUCUACUCAAGUAACUAUUCUUAAAGCUGCUGAGUUUAAUAAAUGUCCUUUAAAGAUUUCUUUGGUUGGGAUUCCGCAAGAAAUGCCAAGUGAAGUUAAGAAUGAUAUUAUUGUUAGGGUUUUAGUAACUGACUAUGUUGGUGAGGAGUGUAAUUUUAUUGUAAAUGUUGUUUUUUCAUGUGAUAAUUCACGUUUUGCACAUGUUAAGGAUACUAUUCGUCCUCAAGAAUCAUUAGUUUUCGUAGUUGGGCAGAUGGAAAUUAUUGACAAUGAAUUUUAUGUUUCUCAAAGUUUUUCAACAUCUCAGAAUAAUAUUCGGUCAAAACUCCUGGCUACUCAUCAAAACAUCUCUGAAAAUUCUAAAGAUAAAUUAGAACGUGAAGCUAUAUCUUCAAUUAGUUCAGGUGAUUUUGUGUAUAAAUCUGAACCGAGCUGUUCUCAUCCAUUGAAACGUACGCGAAAUGAUAGUUUGGAUAAUUCUGUUGAAGAUUUAGUCGAUGUUGAACAAAUGGGUUGUGAAUCUUGUAAUUUGGAAAGUAAUAAUUUAGUUGAUUCUGAUCAGGAAGAAGAGAUCGAUAGGCCAGUUAAGAAGAGAGUUUCGCGUAGAAAGGGUAAACAAAGCGUAAAUUAA
This is a messenger RNA of Racocetra persica, 917 nucleotides long. The record is from the annotation of a GenBank genome assembly. NCBI's taxonomy places the organism in Eukaryota, Fungi, Glomeromycota, Glomeromycetes, Diversisporales, Gigasporaceae.